This is a messenger RNA of Podarcis muralis (Common wall lizard), 3201 nucleotides long. RefSeq names its product UTP3 small subunit processome component (gene UTP3). The record is from RefSeq and is a predicted model, not a curated record. Gene Ontology annotation, biological process: maturation of SSU-rRNA from tricistronic rRNA transcript (SSU-rRNA, 5.8S rRNA, LSU-rRNA). Gene Ontology annotation, cellular component: small-subunit processome; nucleolus. Lineage: Eukaryota; Metazoa; Chordata; Lepidosauria; Squamata; Lacertidae.
ACCGACCGGAUGUAGAAUUUACUCGCUUAGUCCAGGCAGGAAGUAAAGCACCUCGAAAGGAAGGUCGCUGUACAGUUCGGGAUAUACUGGAGACGCGUAGAUUAAGGACGGCAAGCGUCAGACUUACGGCCGCCGGUUAUUUCCUGAACAACGAAAUGACAAUCGGGAAUUAGGUGGCGGCGGCUUACCUGUUUCUUGUAAACCGGAAGUGAAAGCCGGUUUCCGAGGCGCACCGACCUUCGACCCGGAAGUAGUGUCGUGCGUUGGCGACCGCACAGCAGCAAUACCGCACGCUGGUUUGCCGACCGCCGAUCCGUCCGCGCCUCCGGCAGCAUGGGGAAGCCGCGGCGGAGAAUAGCCCCGGGCCUGAGGGCCUCGCAGCCGCGGGAGGAAAAGAUGGAGGAGCCGGAGCCGGGAGCCCCGAUCUUCACGGAGGAGGCAGACGAUUUCCACCAGCGGCGUCUGGAGGAGGCAGUGCUGGCGGCGCUGGGCAGCGAGGAGGAGGAGGAGGAGGAAGAUGGCGAGGAGGAGGUCUUGGGACUAGAGCUCUCUGAGGAGAGUGAGACGGAGGAGGAUGGAGAAGAUGAGGGCGCGGACGACGACGAGGAUGGAGGCGAAGGCGAGCCCCUGGAUAUGGACAGCGACCUGGAGGAGCAGCGGGGCGGCAGCGGAGACCUCGGCCUCCCCCAUGAGUUCGCCUGGGGCCAGCGGAAACAGCUCUAUUACGGCACCGACUACGGCAAGGCUGCGGCUCGCUCCAAAGCAGCCAAGCAGAGCCAGGAGGAAGCCGAAGCCGAGGAGCUGGAGGAAGAGGAGGAGGCCCAAGCCAUUCAGAAAAGGCUGGUGCAGAAUCUGGGGGAGGAUGACUACGGCCUGGACCUGAUAGAGGCCUACGCUGCGGCAGCCCAGGAGCCAGGUCGAAAAGAGUCCGGGUCGAAAAUUGCCAAGGACUUGCAGUCUCUCUCUAAAAAAGAGAAGUUGAAGCUGUUGAAAAAGGAAUCCCCGGAGUUGCUGGAGCUGAUUCAGGACUUUGAAGCCAAGUUAACUGAGCUCAGAGAUGAACUGGAGCCGCUCAUGCAAAUGGUAAAAGAUGGGGUCAUCCCAGAGGGAAAGGGCAGCCAGUAUUUACAGACCAAAUACCAUCUCUAUUUGAACUAUUGCUGCAACAUUAGUUUUUACUUGGUGCUGAAAGCCAAAAGGAUUCCAGUCCACGGUCACCCCGUCAUUGAAAGACUUGUAAGUUACAGAAAUUUAAUAAAUGACUUGGCGACUGUGGACCAAAAACUGUCACCGGAGAUUCGCCUUCUCCUUAAUGAAUUCCAUAGUAGCGAUGCUGGUGAUGUGGAAGGUAGGAAGAAGCUUAUCGUGCCUGCUAGAAAGCCUGUUAAUAAAAUCAAACCUAAAGCUGUUGGUGAGCUUUCUAAUGAUAAGGAUGCUGAAGAACCUACAGAUGAUUCAGAUUUGGAUGAGGAGGCUGCCCUGAAUUAUUAUAAGGAGAUGGAAGAAAAGAUAAAGCUUAAGAAAAAGAGGAAACGAGAAGAAACAGAAUGUGUGGAAGACCUGAUUAUGGAAGAGGAAGCAGGAGAUCAAAAGAGAGGUGCAACAUACCAGAUUGUCAAGAAUAAAGGUCUCACACCCAGAAGGAAAAAGAUUGAUCGUAACCCAAGAGUCAAGCACCGUGAGAAAUUCAGACGUGCCAAGAUUCGUAGGAAGGGGCAGGUUCGUGAGGUCCGAAGAGAAGAACAAAGAUACGGAGGCGAACUGUCUGGCAUUCGUGCUGGAGUUAAGAAAAGUGUUAAGCUUAAGUGAUUCUUUUUGUAUAAUUCUUUUUUUACUCGCUGAAGGCAGUGAAUGUGAGCUCAAUAAAUGUUCAUUUUUGGGGUAAAUAAAGGCAAUAUGUAUUUAUUUUAACAUGGAGAAAGCAGCAUUGUUCAUAGUAUGCAAAGUUCAGGGCAGCUGCCUUUCCCAGUUGUUUCAUUUAUCCAGCAGCUCAUCUUUGAGGUCAUCCGCAGUAACCAGGCACUGUGUUUAAAUGUAAAUCCCAAUCACUGCAUUGAGAACAUAGUAGGUCAACAAUCCUCUCACCUUCCACCACUUUUUGACCUGCUAGGUUGCAUUUCUGUGCACUUUUGACUUUCAGUAACUGCAUUGAGCUCAAUGGGAAUUCUUAGUUAAUAUGCCCAGGAUUGAGUUUCAGAUACUUUGGCCUGACCCAAUAAGGCUCUCAUUAGUUCUUAAGGGACCCAAGGAAUAUUUAAUCUGCAUUAAGCUAUUUUGAGCAUACACUUAGGGCUAGGCUGAUCAGAUCCAAUGCAAAAGUGGAGACGGUCCUGUAUGUUGUGAAUGAUAAGAGCUUUGGCAGGUAAAGCUUCUAAUGCAUAAGUUUAAUUUGCUUCAUUCAGACUCACAAAAACUUUAUACUUUCUAUACCUUCUAAGUUACCUGUGUGCUCUACAUUAAUACAGUAUACAUAUUUGAAGCCACAGUGCAUUGGUAGCUGGGUUGAGUGAAACCAAAACCAAUCACUUUUUGAUUUUAAAAUGUUAGCAGGUAUGUUUAACAUAAUGACUAGAAACCAUUCAGAAAUGAACUGUGAGGGGAUGCCUAUUAGUAGUUAAUUUUUUAAAAGGGAUAGAAGCAUAGAGGCACAUGCUGUGAUGAGUUGUUUUUAGUGGUGGGCACCAACAUUGUAAUUAACAUUGUAAUUAAAAUUGUGAGGGGUUUAAGGCUACAGAAAAUAGUGAUUGGAAGUUACUUUACAGAAAAGUAACUUCCGUUGCAGGUGGGGAGAGGUCAGUCUUUUUGUAGAGCAAGCCAUGAUUUUGAGAUGUGGUUUUAAGGACUGACAAGUGGGACAAACUCUUGCAAUGUAGAGGACUUUUUUGCUGCAAUGCUUUGUGAUAUUCCAUCUACCUUCCUCUCUACAUCCUGUGCCCACAAACAGCACAGUGGUCAGUAAUCAUGGUUGGUCCUCAGUAGGCCUGUUUUUGCACACCUCUUUAGUCCCCUUCCCCCAAAUAUUAUUGUACUUUUGAAAAUCUUAGCAUUCCCCCGAAGCCUAUUGGAUGGUGUCUUUGGUUUGAUGCUCAUGCUAGGGCAUCAGAAAUAAGAGUGAACCAUGGUGUUUAUUUGAAAAGUUUGUAAAUUCUCUGUAAUGUUUGAGAGAUCACUUUGUAAAGGGAAUAAAGUGGUGAAAUGGAA